GUCAGAAAUGUGGACGUUUGUUUCUCCGCUGUUUCGCAUUUCUUAUUGUUGACUGAUGCGAGGAUUCUAAAAAAAUCCCUAACAAGUCUUUUUCUUGGCACUUGGUGAGUCUCUCGAGGGAGAUCGUAAUCCUAAUUCCUAAGCCCACACAUAUCUUCAACGGCUUAGCUCGGAUCAGAAGAACAUCGCUUCAAUUCUAUUAGUUGCAGUUUGGCACUCCUCAUAGGGCAUUAGCAGAUAUUAAGUUCCAACAUGAGCAAAGCAGGUGAUUUACCCAAAAUGAAGUUAGAGGCUGGUGAGUUUCCCAAAAAUGGAAGUGAAGCCAUUUAAUAUCGUUAAAACGGAGAUGAAUGAAUUUUCGAAAAAAGAGCCAUCUGGAUUUCCCAUAAUGGAGUUGGAAGCAGGUGAUUUUUCCAAAACAGAGGUGAAGCCAUUCAGUAUCCUUAAAACAGAGCCAGGAGAGUUUCCUAGAAAGGAGCUGUUAGAUUUCUACUUAGUGGCGAAAUUUUUUUCUGACGAAACAGAAUCUGAAUGGGCCUUAGUGGAGAAAUUUUUUUCUGACGAAACAGAAUCUGAAGGGGCCUCGGCUUCUCAGACUAGUACUUUGACAAGCUUGAAAUCAUCAAUUUUCUCACCUGAAUCAGAAAAUAGUUUGAGGAGGAAGAGGGAUUUGCUGAGCCUCUUGUCUAGUUACUCUGUGAAUGCGAGAAUGAUAUUUCAAGAUUUCACAUCAAAGUCAUAUGAUGAGAGGCAGCUGCCGCUUAAUCUACGAGGACUUCUUCCAAAGGAGAUAAUAAGGGAUGCUGAAAAUGGUGAUAGGUCCUGGUCCCGGUCCAGCUCCGGCUUCGGUGAGGCCGACUUGGACUUCAUUCCAGAAGCUAUUCUCAAUUUGGCUCGUGAUCUUGCUGUCCACCAACUCAUCCAAACGUUGAUUUCCUUUUCUAAAAAUCAAAAUCUAAACUAUAUAAAAUACAUCAGAUUGUCAACCAGAAGCGAUGUUGAGAAAAGAGUAGUCAUGGCGAAAGUAGCAGCAGCCUUGAAUGACAAGCAUAAUGUGCUUGACAUUCUGAGUUCAUUUCGUGGAACUCUUAGUAUUGAAGCCUCAAGUUAUCCAACUACAGGAGGAGAGAAGGAACUUCGAAAACAUGUUUGUCAGCUACUUCAGCUUUCAAUGAUUGAAGACGAUGAAGUUUUGUGCACCAGACACAUUGAGGAAGAGAUGUCAAGCAGCAGGUACCUAGUAAUUCUUGCAGACAGGGAUGGUGAGGAAAUUGUCGAUCUACAAAGAGUGGGAUUUUGUAAGAGUCUACUGUCAGGAGUUUUGGUACUCAUUACCACUGAUUCACCAGCACCUCAACAUGCUAAAGAAGAAGGAUUGAUGGAAGCGAUAGUGGACUUGGAAAUUCGGACUAAAGAACAUUUGCUGCCAUGGGUGGUCUUCUGUCACAAUGUGGGGAAGGAUUUUGUAUAUUCAUCAAGUGCCAUCCUGACAACUGCAGUGCGCAUAGUUGAGGAGUGUCGAAGCCACCUUCACGCAAUUCUCCUUGUGGCAAAGUGGUUGAAGAAUCAUCAAGAUGUCAGAAAGUGGGAACUUGCUCUCCUCAAAUUGCAAUCUGCUAAUCCUUCACAAGAUAUCCACAAUUUUCAUGGUUUAAACGAGAUCAUGGUUAACACAUUCCUAAACUUAAUAUGGGAUGGCAUGAAUAAGACACAACAGAAUUGCCUACUGAGCUGUAUAGUCAUCCCUAAAAUUAGAGAUGGCAUGGUUGAUCAUGAAUUGAUGAAUCACUGGAUGUCUUCUCUCUUUGUGGAUGCUGGAGAAACAGAAAAGAACCUAAGACAACUUGUAGAAAAUUCUGUCUUUCUUCAAUUUGAUGGUGUUGGAGGCAGGUAUACUUGGUUACCAGAAGAAACCUAUCAAAUGUUAGAACGGCUAUACAGCUCAUACCCAUUGUUCAUAGAGAAAUCAAACCUAGGGUUGACUGAACCACCCAACCCUGACAAAUGGAAUAAUGCCAUACGAAUUGAAUUAGCAGGCAAUAAAAUCUCUGAGUUACCAAAGUCCCCAGCUUGUCUGGAACUCAAAGUUUUGAUGCUGCAAAGCAAUGCUGAUUUGACAAAAAUACCAUCUUCAUUUUUUGGUCAGAUGCCACUGCUUUGCAUCCUGAACUUAUCUUACACUAGUGUAAGAGAACUGCCAUCUUCAUUGUUUUUUCUGGAGCAGCUUAGAGAACUGUAUCUGAAAGGUUGUGAAUGCUUCAUGAAGUUACCACCUGAAAUUGGAAAUUUGGAGAAGCUUGAGAAGCUUGAUCUUGAUGAGACUCAGAUCACACAUCUGCCAAAAGAGGUCCAGAAGUUAACCAAUAUGCAAAGUUUGACCCUCUGCUUUUAUGAAUAUCGUGUCAAGAAGAACAUGCCAUAUUCUUGCUCAACAAUUAUUCCUUCUGGCGUGCUAUCUAAACUCAAGAGGUUGGAACAUUUGUGUAUUGGUGUAAACCCUGAUGAUGAGCGGUGGGAUGAGAAUCUGCAAGUUAUUCUACCAGAAAUAUUGGGAUUAGAGUGUUUGCAAACUCUCAGUAUGUAUAUCCCACAACCGGAACUUUUGAAGCUCAUACCGGCCCACAUUUUUGAGCUUGAUUUCAGGUUCAUUGUUGGUCGUCAUAUGCAGCGGAUUAUAUCAAGCAUACCACCUGCCACUGAUGUGAAAUUUAAACAAAGUGACUGCAGCUUAAAAUUUGUAAAAGGUGAGGGUGUCCCAGAUGAAAUCAAAACGGUUCUUAGACACAGCAAGGCUCUUUUCUUGGAUAGGCAUUUCACCUUGAAGAGUCUUUCUGAAUUUGAAAUGAAAAAUUUAGAGCAACUAAGGGUGUGCAUAUUGGCAGAAUGCAAAGAAAUGCAGACAUGUGGAGGUGGAGCAAAAGAUGAAGAUGACAUGCUUCCGCAUUUGCUAUUCUUGAGUAUAUUCCACAUGAAGAACCUGAGAAGCAUAUGGGAAGGCCCAACUUCCCCUCACUCCUCAUUUGGUAUGUUACAGUCUUUGUCAUUGCAAAGUUGUCCCAAGUUGGUGACUCUCUUCUCUUUGGACUUUCUGGGAAAUCUUUCUUUGUUGAAGAAACUUAUAGUGAAGGACUGCCCCAAAUUAAGUACAUUGAUAAGUCAUGAAUCAUCCAAGCGCAAUUCACAUACUUUCCUCCCUAAAUUGAGCAAGUUAUUGCUUCUCCAUCUUCCUGAAUUGUCCAGCAUUUCAAACGGGUUGCAAAUUGGGCCUGGUUUAAAAGAAAUAGCAUUUUAUGACUGUCCAAAGUUGCACAGUCUUUCAAGGAAGGAAUUGGUAAGCAAAGAACUAAUGGCAAUAAAAGGAGAAACCAACUGGUGGAAGUCACUAGAAGGUCGAACGCCUAAUUUUAAUUGGAUUUUUUCCCCAAUUAAUGAAGAGGCUGACUUGAUGACUCAGUUAGGUAUAUGUGACGAUGACGAUAUUGAUAAUGGUCCAGGUGACUCAGUAGGUAAGCCGUCACAGCCUACAGGGAUUGCAACUUGUGUAUCAAAUUCACCGACUAGGAGAGGCAAAUAUAGAAGGCGUAGAAUCUCACAAAUUUGGGAGAUAGAGACAAGUUAUCUCACUGAUGAUGGAUACGCAUGGAGAAAAUAUGGUCAGAAACCGUUGUUCAACAAUAAGUACCCGAGAAAUUAUUACAGAUGCACUCAUAAGUAUGAUCAAGGAUGCACGGCCACAAAGCAUGUUCAACAGAUUGGCGAGGACCCUCCUUUAUAUAAAACAGUUUACUUUGGGCAUCAUACAUGCCGCCGUAGACCGUAGUCAACAUACAACUCUGUCUAUGAAAUAUGAAUAGAUGAUCUUCUACCGACUUAUCUCACACAUGAAGUACAAAUACAUCCAGUGUCAACCACUAUCCUUGGUGUAAACAAUGAAGUCAGGAAUUGUGAUAGCAUUUAAUUUUCAGAAUGAUAUAUGAUUAUUGAUUGUUAAUAAGUCAAUUCAUACUAUUAACUCCGAUCUUGGGAUUUAUUUCAAAGACUAUGGUUACAUGUUUGGUUUUAUAUUGCUAACAUUAAAUAUGAUCAUAAAAAUGUGGGAAAAUUUCAACUUCCUACCUUGAAGUAGGUUUCUUUUUUUGGUAUGAAAACGGGUCUAGGCUCAAGAAAAAAGGAUUAGAGUCAUUGAAUACAUCAGUUGUAAAUAAAGAGACUAAUUCAAAAGGUGGAACAUCUAUGAAUUUGCAUCCUAGUUUAAUGUUAAGACUUUGUUAAUGUUGAAAGCUUAACUCCCAGGGUCUGUAGAUGAAGCCUUGGAUUUCUUUGACGAUGGAGUUGUGACAGGUUGAAUUGGGCUUUAUGCUUCUAAGUUCCUCAAACACCUCUGCUGAAUCCACUUCUACUAUCAUACGUCUCAUACCCAUAUCAGCUGCCAUUCGGAUCCCAUUAAGUACACCAAGGAGCUCAGCUUCUUGUGGUUGGCAGCACCUUAUUUUAGCCAUGCUGGUUCUGAAAAUUCAACCACAACCUGACCUGCUAUCCUCUUCCUGAACUCAUCCAUCUGUAUUCAGUUUAAUCCAUCCCUCCAGAGGGGGUGCCCAUCUGGUUCUCCUCCUAUCAGCACAGCCGUAAGAAAAAGCUUCUGCUUCGCAGACGCCUUCUUAUACUCUUAUCGUCCCCUACCUUGAAGUAAGUUAUUAUUAUAAGGUAGCAUGGUAUGCCAUUGUAGAAGCCACCUUGAUUAGGAUUUUCUUAUAGUUGAAAGUUGAAACUUGAAACCAUAGUCAUAACAGUCUCUUUACAUUGUAUUUACAAUGACAGGACUACCAUUGCGUUGCAUACCAACUUACCCAUCAAAUUAUCUUUCAUAAUGUUCCUAAACUUUGGAUUGGGGAAGAUGUUACGGACCUGAGGUACGAUUCAUUGUGGGGCCUCUAAAUUGGAUUCAAAGUGAGCUUUCCACAUUUGGAAUGAUUGAGGAUGAUGAAAAUGAUGAAUGAACUAUAUACCAAUAUUAAUGUGUGCAGGGGUAAU
Arachis stenosperma is the source of this 5031-nucleotide messenger RNA. RefSeq names its product disease resistance protein RPS2-like. The record is from RefSeq and is a predicted model, not a curated record. NCBI's taxonomy places the organism in Eukaryota, Viridiplantae, Streptophyta, Magnoliopsida, Fabales, Fabaceae. The transcript has 5 exons. Bases 311 to 3820 code for a protein of 1169 amino acids. Gene Ontology annotation, molecular function: sequence-specific DNA binding; protein binding; DNA-binding transcription factor activity. Gene Ontology annotation, biological process: regulation of DNA-templated transcription.